Fusarium redolens is the source of this 285-nucleotide messenger RNA. RefSeq lists its product as uncharacterized. The annotation marks the transcript as partial. Lineage: Eukaryota; Fungi; Ascomycota; Sordariomycetes; Hypocreales; Nectriaceae. The record is from RefSeq and is a predicted model, not a curated record. The transcript has a single exon.
GAUUCCCCAGUCUACGCGGCUGCAAUCCUGCUCCAUCCUAGUCUCCGACGAGCGCAUCUUGAUGAGGCGUGGAAGGACCAAUCGCAUUAUAUAGCCCCGGCAAUUGAUGCUGUACGCAAGCUAUGGGAAGGGUUCAAGCCAGUCCAAGUACUGGAAAUGGAGGAGGAUCUUUCGGCUUAUGAGGCAUAUAAGAAGCGGAUCUAUCAGCAAUCAUCUUCUCAUGAUGAAUUCGAUCGGUUUAUCGAGGGUCCACCUCUGCCUAUCGGUGCUUCUUCCGCCCUUUCG